Eruca vesicaria subsp. sativa (arugula) is the source of this 210-nucleotide messenger RNA. NCBI's taxonomy places the organism in Eukaryota, Viridiplantae, Streptophyta, Magnoliopsida, Brassicales, Brassicaceae. The record is from the annotation of a GenBank genome assembly.
AUGAGAUCUGCUAACGUGGAAGCUGGAUUGACUCCAAUGGAUAACCAAUGCGUCCGGAAGGAUAUAUUUAUCGGGGGAUGCGGUCCUGACGGAAACAAAACGUGCAUAAACGAUUUUGUUAAGAAAGGAGGUGAAGCCAAUAGGCCUUCUAGUUGCGAAUGUGAUAACUUCGGCGAAGAACAUUUAUGCCGAUGUAAUUUUAAGUGCUAG